AUGGGUGGAGAAGGUGGAGAAGGUGGCGAAGGUGGCGAAGGUCUCGGAAGUGGCGAAAUUAACGAAGGCAGCGAAGGAGCCGAAGAGACCCAAGGCGAAACUGGAGAAGGUGGAGAAGGUGGCGAAGGUGGCGAAGAUGGAGAAGGUGGCGAAGGUGACGAAGGUGGCGAAGGUGAAGAAGGUGGCGAAGGUGGCGAAGGUGGCGAAGGUGGAGAAGGUGGCGAAGGUGGCGAAGAUGGAGAAGGUGGCGAAGGUGGCGAAGGCGGCGAAGGAACAGAAGGGACGCCUGGAGGCGAAGGUAUCGAGCCUGAAGAACAAUUCCGAGGUGGCACCAGUAAAAAUGAGGGUAUCGAGCCUGGAGAUGAAUCAGGUGGCACCAGUGAGAACGAGGGUAACGGGUCUGGAGAGCAAGUCUCAGGUGGCAGCAAUGAAGACGAGGGUAACGAGCCUGAAGACCAAUUCCCAGAUGACAUCGAUGAAAAUGAGGGUGACGAGUUUGGAGAAGGAUUGCCAGACGGCAUUGGUGAAGGCGAGGAUGGACCCGAUUUGCCAUCAAACCCGGAUGACUUUGACAUACCAGGUGCUCCAACAUCUGCUUCAAACGAAUCCAUACCAUGCGAAGACAAGGUGAACCCACGAACCGGCGUAUCAGAUUGCCCAUCGCGUCAAUAUCUUUGUGACGAUCCACUUUAUUAUUCCCUGAUGACUGACCAGUGUCCAAAAACAUGCAACAGAUGUGAUGAAUAUAUUGCAAGUGUUCUUCAAACUCUUAAACAACCACAGCCAGAGGCACCACCUCCAAGUUCGGAACCAGAAUGCAAGGAUAUGGUUCAUCCUCGAACUGGAAUAUCGGAUUGUCCGCAAAGAGCCUACCUCUGUAAAGACCCGAAUUACGCAAGUUUUAUGGCAGUGCAGUGCCCAAAAACCUGCGGCUACUGUUAA
Messenger RNA from Cylicocyclus nassatus, 942 nucleotides. Lineage: Eukaryota; Metazoa; Nematoda; Chromadorea; Rhabditida; Strongylidae. The record is from the annotation of a GenBank genome assembly.